This is a messenger RNA of Carassius gibelio (silver crucian carp), 2510 nucleotides long. RefSeq names its product sterile alpha motif domain-containing protein 3-like. The transcript is spliced from 4 exons. The record is from RefSeq and is a predicted model, not a curated record. Lineage: Eukaryota; Metazoa; Chordata; Actinopteri; Cypriniformes; Cyprinidae. Bases 7 to 1578 code for a protein of 523 amino acids.
UUCAAGAUGUCUGCAACUCUGAGAGUCAUAUUUGGAGUAGACGACGCAUCAAAAUUAAUUCUGCCCAAUGGAAUACCCAAUUCCAUAGAGGACCUUAAAGGAGAGAUUGUAAGACACUUCGGCCUGUCUGGAAAUUUCAGGCUGCAGUAUAGAGACAUUGAUUUUGACAAUGAGUUUGUGAACUUAACAGAUACUUCAGAAAUCAAAGACAAAAGCACAGUUAAAGUUAUUAACUUGCCGGAUGAGACAAUCACACUCACACUCACUAAUGUUACGCAAGAGGAAGAUGAUUUUUUGCUGUCCUCAGCAUCAGACACAGACAUACUUUCCUCCGCUGAAUCUACAUCUUCAGGUACCUCCCUUAGAUCACAGCCAUGGCCCACAAACUUUGAAAUACCUCCGUUCAGUUAUGAGGUACAGAUUCAGUUAGAAAAGGCAAAACAAGCCUUCUGCAGCAGUGGAACUCUUCUUACAACAAGUAACAAACUGAGGUCCGAUAUACUAGACGGUCUGGCAGCAGAAAUCAUCAAAUACAAAGUUUAUCCUUCUAGUACAGAGCUUGAUAAUGUGGCUCAGGCUCUGAUAACAAAGUAUCCCUUUUUAAAGGAGAAAGGAUCUGUCACUGGCUUUUAUGGCUGGAAAAUUAGUUUAAAGUACAAAAUGGCAAACUACCGCACCAGACUAAGGAGCAUUGGCUGCCCCGAGUUGAGCAUCAACGCUGUAAAAGAAAAGCAAGGUGCCACGAGUCAUGGACCUAACCAGGUUAAGAAGCCACGUAAAGCAGAAGUCAACUAUUGUCCUGAUUACCCUGCAGGCGAAACUAAAGAGAGCCUCGAGGAAGAAAGGAAAGCACUUAUAUUGGAGGUGAAAAAGAAGAACAACCAACAGCUAAUCAAAAGUAAAAUGGAAAGAACCUUUGCCUAUAGAAGACAGGAAGUCGUUAAAGAUAUGCCCUUCAUAGCAGAGUUCAAAAACAGAUGGCCAGCCCUGUUUUCUGAGAGCCAGGUAAAUGCAGAAUUCACCCUCAUCACCACAGUCCCCCUGUUCUCAACCUUUAUGUCCCGACUGGAUCAUUACUCUAGCCAGCUAUUGAGGGUAUUCAAAAAGAAGGGGGGAACAGCAAGACGUGAUAUCGACGUAAUCAUUGCAGAAAUGGACAAGAAUCCCAGUGUUGAAGUACGACGGACAUGCAUCCUAAAGGCAUUGUGCGUCUACUUAAAUGAAAAGCCUGACAGCCUUAUUAAGGAGUACUGGGCUACUGAGGAUAUUGGUAUUGAUGCAAUGACGGAAAUGGAGAGACUGGCUUUGGGUGUCUACAUUGUUCGACAUGAUGGAGCGGAUGCUUCAGAUCCACCUGAGGAUGUUGGCGUCGUCAUUGAAGGCUGCACAGUGCUGCGAGAUCUGAGAGAGGUUGCAAAUGGAUGUGCAGUCCUGUUUGGCUUGAUCUACUGUUUAAACUUGAGCUAUCCCAAGGAACUGCGAUACACUUUCGAAUUUCUUCAGAAAGUGUUUAUGGAAUUGGAUGGGAACAAGCUCUCCACUAAAGUGCAGGUCCUCAAAAACAAACUGCAUGAGUAGAAUCACCUGCACCUGGCUUUAGACACUUUAGUUGUGUUGACUGUUACUUUGUUUUUGGACUGCUGCUAGACAAAAUAAAGCUGAGAUCAAUGAUGGUUUGUAAUAAGCAGACAGGACUGCAGUUGGUCAUCGACUUGCUUGGGGAGGCUCAGUUCUUUGGAUUUUGGACUGCUGCUAGACAAAACAUCUAGCAAUCUAAAGACAAUGUUGGUUGUGGUAAUUGGCAUUUAAACUUCUCUUGUUUUCUGAUUUCUUAAGAAUCAAAAGAUGUGAAAUACAACAAACACUGGUUUGUUAUAAUGAAACCAUCUCAAACAAUUUAAGGUGAAGAUUGUUUUUUGUUACGUAAACAUUGCUAAAUUUUCUAUUUCUCCUGUUGAAGCAAACUAUAAAACUUGUACUUUUCAUAAUGUUCUUGAUAAGUCAGCAGGUAUGUAAAGUCUGAACAUAGGAUGUUCUAACGGUGAAGUGAGAAUUUUCUGCAGCAUAAAUCCUCUUGAUUGUAAACUUCAGUUAAUUUAACCUCCCUCCAUAUAGAAAACAAGGAUUUGCCUCUUUAGUUUUUAUUUCAGUAGGCAACACCUGUUAGACAUUGUUGACGUCAUAGUUCAGAUUUACUAGAAAGCUAUAAUGGGAUUGAACAUUAUCGGAUGGUGGAAGAUUCACGAACAAGUUUUAUAUUUUAGAAUUUUUUUAAUAUAUAUUGGUCUAUUCUUUGCACAUCUUUUUUUUUUUUUUUUUUUUGAAUUCAUCUUUUUGAUGGGAAUUGAAACGUGAAGUGCUAAAGUCUACUGAGGCCUCAAGGUAAAAAAAAAGUUAUUUGUUUAAAAAUAUAUUUUGUUCUUGGCAGGAGUUUGGUUUUCAAAAUUUAAACUAAAAUGGAAUGGUUAAAUAUAUUAGGCUACUGCAUAUACAUGAUUAUUUAGGCUCAU